Messenger RNA from Funneliformis caledonium, 1899 nucleotides. NCBI's taxonomy places the organism in Eukaryota, Fungi, Glomeromycota, Glomeromycetes, Glomerales, Glomeraceae. The record is from the annotation of a GenBank genome assembly.
AUGACGGUAACAGAGGUUAUAUCAGGCUCGAUAGAAGUUACAAAAGGGCUGAAUGAUAUACAAUCUUCAAAGUUAGCUUUUGCAAAAGAAGCACUUACAGUAGCGACCAAAGUAGGGGAUGCAAUUACACCAUUUAUACCCUUAAUUGGAGCAGCGGCUACAGUUAUUACAGAAAUAAUUGAUAUAUAUCAUACAGCACAGUAUAAUAAAAAAAUUUGUAAUUCAAUAUUAGAUAGAGCAAGGUUAGCAGAAAUUGCGAUUGAUAACAUAAUUCGUAGGAGGAAAGAAAAUGAACAACUUUUUAAAAAUCAAGCGUGGUAUUACGCAUUCAAUAGAUUUGUUGAAGUUUUAAAUAAACUCAAGAAUUUUGCCGAGGAAAUUUCGCAAUUAAAAAGGAUUAAACAAUUUAUUAAGGCUAAAAAUAUUUCAGGAAGUUUUGUUGAACUCACAAAAGAAUAUGAUGAUGUAAUGAAAGACUUAAAUUUUACUAUGGCUAUUUCUAACGAACAACAACGACAGAUUGAUCAAAAAAGUUUAAAAGAUGAUCUGGUCGAGACCUCUAAGUUUCUCGAAAAAAUUGAUGUUGGUGUUGAAGAAAGUCAAGUCCAUCUAGUCCUCAUAUAUGAAGAAAUUGGAAAUUUGGUUAAUAUGGUAAAACGUUUAGAUCGCAAGUCACCCGAUGACAACAGUAUUCAAGUAAAAAAGAUAGGAUCAAGUCAAUUAAAAGAUCCGGAUGUAGGAAGAGAACGCGAUACACGCGGAAAUAAUUCACGUAAAGUAAAAAGACAAAUAUAUAUGAAUGCUAUUGAAGUAGCCCUUAAGCCUAUUAAAGUUCCUAAAGAUGCUAUGGAAAAACGUAAAUUUGAACGUCAGCUUGCUAUUCAAAUUAAAGCUUCUCAAUCACCAAAUGCUAUUCGAUUUUUUGGGCUUACAGAGAUUCUUAGUGAGACAUAUAUGAUUCUAGAAUGGGCCCAACUUGGAAGCUUAAAAGAAAUGUAUGAAAUAAAACAAAACAAAAUACCCUUGGAAUUGAAGUUAACUUAUGCACUUCAAAUUUGUCGAGGCAUCGCGUAUUUAAACGCAUCAGAUGUAUUUCACCAUGAUUUGAGAUGCAAAAACAUAAUGGUAACCGAAAACAACGUCGCAAAACUAGCAAACUUCAAAAUUUCACGUAAUAUAACUGAUACAACCACAACGAUUAACUCUUAUCUUGAAGGCGCUCGUUGGCUUGCUCCUGAAAAAUUAAAGGAACAAACGACCCCUUAUAAUCACAAAUGUGAAAUUUACAGUUUUGGAAUGCUUUUAUGGGAAUUAGCUUUUGAACAAAUGCCAUAUAAAGAUAUGGAAAUUCAUAUAGCUUCAGAUUUUGUGAUUAAUGGUGGUAGACCAAAAAUCAAUUUUAAUAAUGAACUUUUACCUGUACCUCCUGAAAUGCUCCAACUCCAAAAAGGUUAUGAAAAGAUCAUUAGAGAAGCCUGGAAUCAAGAUCCUGAUCUUCGUAUAACUAUUUCGAGGUUAUUGAUUGAUUUAGAUAGUUUGGUUUCAAAACAUACGAAGCCUGGCUGUUCUCCAAGUCUUCAACCUCAAAAUGGGUUAGAACUCGGUCUAUCUUUUGAAUUAGAAAGUUCAAGUAAUGAUGACGAAUUUCCUGAAUUUAGUUUUGAUGUGUUGGAAGAAAUCGAACCAUUAAUUCCAAUUAAUGAAGGUAUAAAAGCUCAUAGAGAAAAAGAUUAUCAAAAAGCAUGGAGAUGUGAGGCUUAUCUAAAAGGAAAAUUAGGUCUUGAGAAAGAUUUAAAAAACGCGAUUUAUUGUUUUAAAAGAUCUGCGUUACGUAGCAAUAAUAACGCUAAGAAAAAAUUACAAGAACUGAAAGAUCAAAAUAUAGAUAUAGAAGAUUAA